AUGCGGAAAAUCAACUUCGCGGGAGGGGAACCGUUCAUGUACCCCAAAUUCCUCGGUCCUAUGGUUCAAUUUUGCAAGGCAGAUCUGGGCCUCGAAUCAGUAUCGAUCGUCACCAAUGGCAGCUUAGUGAAGCGGGAGUUUCUAGAGCAGUACGGCCGGUAUAUUGACAUCAUGGCCGUUUCAUGCGACUCCUUCGACGAACAAACCAACAUCGAUAUCGGCCGAGGGAAAGGGGAUCAAGUGACACAGUUAUUCCGAAUAGCAGGAUGGUGCCGGGAGUACGGGAUCAAGUUCAAAUUAAAUACCGUUGUAUGCAACCUCAACCAUCUGGAGGACAUGAACGCGAUCAUCGAGCAAAUCCGGCCGUUCAGAUGGAAAUGUUUCCAAGUUCUUCUUGUGCGCGGAGAGAAUGACUCUGAGAAGACGUUGAGAGAUGUGCGGAAAUUCCAGAUCAGCGACGAACAGUACCAGGACUUUUGUCGUCGACAUGAACACCAGGCAUCAUUUGUUGCUGAGCCAAAUAACCUCAUGGCCAAGUCAUAUUUGGUUUUGGAUGAAUAUAUGCGGUUCUUGGAUAGAGAUGGCCGAGAGCCUUCGUCGUCUAUCCUUGAUGUUGAUGUUUUCACUGCGUUGGGCCAGGUUUUCUGGGACGAGGAGAGUUUCAAGCAGCGUGGUGGUAUUUACGACUGGAGUAGAGACACUACGCAGUCGGGUUGCGGAGUAGGUAAUAACAAGGAUCUGGAUUGGUGA
Molecule: messenger RNA, 750 nt
Organism: Arthroderma uncinatum
Lineage: Eukaryota; Fungi; Ascomycota; Eurotiomycetes; Onygenales; Arthrodermataceae
Product: IFN-inducible and antiviral protein
Exons: 1
Coding region: 1-750 (249 amino acids)
Molecular function (GO): catalytic activity; 4 iron, 4 sulfur cluster binding
Source: RefSeq, a predicted model, not a curated record